GCAUGUUGUUAAAGAAUUUUUAGUUGCUAUUGAAGAUUUUUAGAAUUUAUGGACAAUUAAUCUGAUUAUUUGGAUACUGUUAAAAAAUCUGAUUAUUUGCUAUUUGUUUACUGUAACACUGUUGAUUUUUAGAAUUUAUGGACUAUUAAUCUUAUUUAUGGACUAAAAGUUGCUAUUAAAGAUUUUUAGAAUUUAUUAUUUGCUAUUUGGUUACUCUUAAUCUGAUAAUCAAGAUCUUUUUAGUUGCUGUUAAAAUAUGUUAAUACUAUCAGAUUCCAUGCCGUUUAAGAAAAAUAUGUGUAAUCCACCUGGUCCGUGUCAUUGAGCAUGCAGAUAGUUUUUGUGAAAAUUAUUGCAAGUUCUCAAACUUGAUUUACAAUCUAUGUUUUCUUUAUUUGUUUUUUUGAAGGUUUUCAAGCACAAUUUGAUAUUGGAGAUUGAAAUAGCCAAUUGAAUAUAUUUUAGGUUCAAUCAAUGUAGUUUAAUGAACUUUUGGAACAUUUCAUUUGUUCAAAAUUUUAUGUUGGAUAGAUAAUUGAUUAAUUGUUGUGUUACGAUGAAUUUGUAAUAUAAUUAUUUUGUUUUAGUAUAUUUAAAUUUUCUAAUUCAGGUUUGUUAUUUGGGUUAUAAUAUCCAAAUCUUUAAAUUUUUUGUCAUUGAAUUGAAGUAAUAAAAUCCGGUUCGGUCGGGUUCGGGUAUUGUGUGGGUACUAUUAAACGGAUUUGGAAUGGGUAUGGGUAGUAAAAUUAAAAUGCUAAACGGGUUUGGGACGGGUUCGUGUAUUUUACAUGUAAUCGUGUUCGGAUUUGGAUACUCUCAAUUUUGCGGGUACUCUACCCGUUUACAUCCCUGUAUAUGAUGUUCCUCAUUGCAUAAUGUUUUGAACAUUAUAACUUAUUCUCGUUGCAUUCUCUCGCUUUCUCUUUUAUUUUUUUUUGUAUUUUUAUGUUUUAUAAAUGGAGUUUGAAACUGAUAUUGAUUAGUCCUAGUAAACCUUUUUCACUGAUUUUUUUUUUUUUGUGAAAAAUCCAAUUUUAGGAUGUUAGAGUUAAUUUUCUGUCCUCUUCUAUUACAAAUUUUAAUGUGGAAUUCAUUGUUUCAACAACAAUUUUAUAAUUGUAAUGAACAAAAGGCUUUUUCUUCAAUGCAUGCUUAUAAUUAUAAUGGAAUAAAACUUUUUUUUUUGAGGGAUAUCAAAUGUGUUGACACUUGACAUGCAUAUACAUGUAUGUCUGCUAGAAUAUAUUUGUCAAUUAUUAUAGAACUUAUAGUUCGUUCCUUACUUUUUUUUCCCCAAGUUUUCCUUGGUAGCAGUCAUGGAAACUGGUGUAACCAGUUCUGGACCUGCUGAUGGUUUUAUAUCAUUAAUGGACCAAAAUGCGGUCAAUCCGGGGCCACUUGAUGCUUCUGUACUUUAUGACCAAGAAAACCAUGUCUCCUCAGCAGUAUGGGAUGGGCAGGAGCGUGGUGUGCUUAGAUGUCAUGAACACACUUCAAAAUUGGGUGAAUGGAGGCUUAUGCAACAACAAAUUGAGUUGGUGGAGAAGGCUGGAUUUGGAUAUUUAAGGAGGUUUCCUUCUAUUAGUCUAGACAAUCCACUCAUUUCUGCUCUUGUUGAGAGAUGGAGGAAAGAAACAAACACCUUUCAUUUGAGGAUUGGAGAAAUGACUAUAACCCUUGAAGAUGUCGCGUUGUUGCUUGGGUUAGCAAUUGAUGGAGAACCUGUCCUAGGUGUAACAUAUACUUCAUGCAAGUCUGUCUGUGAAAAAUUUCUGGGAAAGGUCCCUGAUGCUGGGUACAUGAGUGGUGGAAUGGUAAAGCUAAGUUGGUUGAAAGAGUACUUCUCUCAGUGCCCUGAUGAUGCACCAAUGGAAGAGAUUGAGCGCCACACCCGUGCUUACCUUUUGUACCUUGUGGGAAGUACAAUCUUUUCUACUACUACUGGAAAUAAAGUGCCUAUCAUGUACCUCCCGCUGUUUGAGAAUUUUGAAAAUGCAGGAAAGUAUGCAUGGGGUGCUGCAGCAUUGGCUUUUUUGUACAGAGCACUUGGUAGAGCAUCUCUUAAAUCUCAAAGUACAAUCAGCGGUUGUUUAACACUACUACAGUGUUGGAGUUACUUUCACCUUAAUAUUGGCCGACCAAACUUUUAUCAAGAGCCAGUCCGUGAUUGUUUCCCAUUUGUACAUUGGUGGAAGGGAAAACAAAGCGCUGCAACAGUGAAACAUGACAUAAUAUUUUAUCGUAAGGUGUUGGACUCCCUAAAACCAUGUGAUGUAGAGUGGCUUCCUUAUAAUAAUUUGGACAGUAAAUUAAUCCCCAAAAAUAUUGCAAGUAGUUUGAUUCUUGGGAGAUCAAAGACGAUGUUGAUCUGCUUCGACAAGGCAGAAAGACACCUUCCAGAUCGUUGCUUAAGGCAACACGGCAUGCUUCAAGGAAUCCCAAAAGAUGUAGAGCACUGGGAGAGAAAGAGCCGUGGAGUUGAUAGUGGGGUAGACCUGUCAGGGAAAAUGGAAUCGGAGGUUAGUGAAUGGUCAGCCCGUAAACUCCACAUUAUGCAAUAUGAUGGUGGCGUUGAUGAAAGUGAAUACAUGCACUGGUAUUCAAGAAUUACUCGGAAAUUUGUAGGGAGGCCUGUGUCUCCCUUGCCUCAGUUUCAAAGAGCAGUAAAGUUCAGAACCAAAAAGAAGAGAAUGAAUGCUGGCUUAAGAGAUAUUGCACAUAUAGCAGAUACAUUCUUAACCCAAGGGUUGGAUCCCAUGCAAAUUGAGUCUAUAACCAGGAUCAGGUCUAUUGCACAUGAUUGUUUAGGAGACCACGUCACAGGCGAAACAGUAGUUUCCGUCAAUACACAGAGAGUAGAUCAUGUUGAAGGUACAGCAAUAGUUGCAUCCCCUUCACAGAAAGAAGACUAUGUUGGAGAUGCUACCAUGGUUGCAGCAGCCAUUGCAGAGAAAGAAGACCAUGGCGAAGGUGCAACCAUUGUUGUGGUCCCUUCACAAAAUGAACUUGGCAAAAGAAAAAGGGAAAAGGAACGUGUGAGAAGGAACACCAAGGGUAAACGUAAGAGGAAGGAUGAUUCAAUACAAUAUUAUACAGCUAGGGAGGGUGAACCAAUUCAAUUUUAUGCUACACCAUUCAGGGGUGAUCCCGUGCAUUUAUGUUGUCAUUGUCGUGUUAUUAGUCACAUUGAUCAUUCAUCUAUUAAAUUUGGCAAAAGGGUGAAGAAAAAGGAUAAAGCUAGAAAGAAAUUGAGCAAGAAGACAAACCGGAAACACAAGAGGAAAGAUGAUGGUGCACAAUGUGAUGCAGCAGGUGAGGAUGCCCAAUCUCCGUUUGACAGUGUAGCUACCAAGGACAAUCAGAUUCAGUUAUCUCCUGCCAAUAUCAAGGAUGACGAACUGGAGGUAGUUUUUGCAGCUGGUGAGGAUGAAGGUUUGCUGCCGCAUCAUGCUGGUGCUGAUUUCGAUUUUUCUCAAACAAGUCAUGCUGCUGUUGAAGGUGAGCGAUCAGAGGCACAGCAUGCAACUUCUGAAGGUAAAACAGCAGAGAUGAGUAACGCAGCAAACAUGGUUAUUGACCCAAAUAGUAGUGACGUAGCUCAUGAAAUUAAUGACCUGAAUCUUUCUCCUGCUGCUGGUGAGAGUUUUCCACAAACAGCUAAAGUUGAAGGAGUGGUUGUACCAGGGUCAUCUGCUGAAAGUGAGAAGGAUGCUGCACAGCACAAUGAUAUUGGAAUUGAAGUUUUGACUGAAGGUGUCAUCAUGAACGAAUGAAUCUUUGCAAAUAUUAAGUUAGCCGGAGUUGCAUUUGGACUACAGGUUUUUUGCUCGAUUCUUGAUUCUUCAAAUUUCUUGACUGCACUGGAUUGCCUAACAUCUGUACAAUUGCUGGAAAGCCUGGGGUGGUGGGUGGGUCUGGCACAAAGCAAAAUGAGUCGUAUGAAUUAUGAUCUCUAAGUUUCUCUUACUAUUGGGCCUCUUGACAGUUGAACAUAGGAUGCCUGUUUAACCGUGCACUCUCUGGUUGUAGCUUAUUGAAUGGGUUCUAUUAAUAUAGGGGGGAAAAUCUAGAGCUUGUCAUCUGCAUGCGCUUCUUGUUCAAUUUCAAGCUUGUUUUAUUCAAAUGGAUUACUUCUGAAAAAGUGAGAAAUUUAUUUUUCUGCAA
Molecule: messenger RNA, 4164 nt
Organism: Manihot esculenta (cassava)
Lineage: Eukaryota; Viridiplantae; Streptophyta; Magnoliopsida; Malpighiales; Euphorbiaceae
Product: protein MAIN-LIKE 2-like
Exons: 5
Coding region: 1317-3773 (818 amino acids)
Biological process (GO): meristem maintenance; meristem development
Source: RefSeq, a predicted model, not a curated record